AUGGUGAAGGUUAAUGUCGCUAGAUAUGAAAAGAAAAGCAACAAGUCCCGAGCUCAACCAUUUCAUAACACCUGCCCUCCACAACCCCCUGACACUAGGGGUUGGAAUAAAACAAUGGCUGGUAGGUCUUUUGUCGAUUCUGUUAUUGGCAGGAGGGAAGAACCUGCAAUCUCACUGGUGAUCCUUAAACGUGUCUUUGUCAUGGAAUCUGAUUCUCUUGUCAUGGGUGAGGUAAAAAACUUUCAACAUCUCAGUAACCUUCCAAAGCUACUCAAUGCUGAUGGUAAGUUACCAUGUCAAGUGUUCUACGCUGGCAGCUUGAGAGUAAUUAUGAAAUUCUCUGUUCACAACGCGGCGACUGUAUAUCUACAGAAUGAGCACACCGGGAACAGAUGGUUCAAAUGGCUCAAACCUGGCAUUGUGGAGGAAUUUCCUUUUGAGAGAAUUGCUUGGGUCAAUUUCAUUUGCCUCCCCAUUCAUCUGAGAUUUGAAGAAAACGUGAACUUGAUUGCUAGUAAAAUUGACAAAGUCAUUGAAACCGAGAGUAGUCAGAAUUGGCACAGCAUUGACCUCACGACUCCUCAUAUAUCUGGCAACCGUUCUCCAAAUAUUAUGAGUAUGAGUCGGAACCAGAGUGAGAGAAUGGAAAGAGAAGGUAUUUCUGAAACCUGGGAUUAUGCAAAUCAUCAGGACAUCGAAGAAGGGGAAAUUAUUUUGGAUUCUAAGAUGAAGAUAAAAAUAGGAUCUGGAGGUGUUGCCCGCGUCUCUUCGUCGCCGAUGGAACCUGAGAUGACGAAGAUUCCUGAUGGUCAAACUCCAAAAUUAAUUACGGAAUUCAAUAUGCCUUGA
Lactuca saligna is the source of this 849-nucleotide messenger RNA. The record is from the annotation of a GenBank genome assembly. Lineage: Eukaryota; Viridiplantae; Streptophyta; Magnoliopsida; Asterales; Asteraceae.